Glycine soja is the source of this 988-nucleotide messenger RNA. RefSeq names its product E3 SUMO-protein ligase MMS21. Gene Ontology annotation, cellular component: nucleus; Smc5-Smc6 complex. The record is from RefSeq and is a predicted model, not a curated record. Gene Ontology annotation, molecular function: SUMO ligase activity; zinc ion binding. Gene Ontology annotation, biological process: double-strand break repair via homologous recombination; protein sumoylation. NCBI's taxonomy places the organism in Eukaryota, Viridiplantae, Streptophyta, Magnoliopsida, Fabales, Fabaceae. The transcript has 8 exons. The coding region runs from base 98 to 910 and encodes 270 amino acids.
UGACCUCAAAGGACAAAAUUAUGUGUUUGGCGAACUUGAAUUCAUUGGCUUGUGUGGCUUUCUCCCUCCAAAAAACUCCCCUCUUUUCCGUCGGAGAAUGGCGUCAUCUUCACAAAGCCGCUGUGUCAGCGGCAGCGCCGCCUCACGACUGAGGAACGCAGCUUCCACCUUCUGCUCCGACUCACAGCCUCUCCUUGCCGAUAUCCGAAAAACCGUGCUUAUGAUGAAGGACAUCGCAGUUCAAUUGGAGAAAGACAACCUCCCUGACAAGGCGAAGGAACUGGAAGAUGCGGUUAUUGAGUUAGUAGGGCUAUCUGAGCUCAGUGUGCAAUUUUCAUCAGCGGUUCAAGCUUUUGCUAACGCAUACCAGCCUAAGGAAGAGUUCACUAAUUUUAACACGUUGUUUGAGGAUGAGCUUUCCAGGUUUAAGGCCAACCAAUCUUCAGAUGUUCCUAAAAAUCCUGUAGUACGCCAAUUUAAGGAAGCUGUGUGGAAUGUUCAUCAUGCGGGGCAGCCAAUGCCAGGCGAAGAGCAGGAGGAUAUUGUAAUGACCAGUAUCCAGUCCAACAUUUUGAAUAUUACCUGUCCAUUGAGUGGAAAACCUGUUACUGAGCUUGCAGAACCAGUUCGCAGCAUGGAGUGCAGGCACAUUUAUGAAAAGAAAGUAAUAAUGCAAUAUUUGAAGUCAAAGCAACAUCAAUGCCCAAUUUCAGGUUGCCCAAAGAUAUUGCAGGCAGAUAAGCUGGUGCAAGAUCCGUUGUUAAUGAUUGAGAUUGAGGAAAUGCGCAAAAUGAAUAGAGAAACUGAGGACAAUUGUAAUUUCCCAUUAGGCGUGCCAGACUGGUUAGUUAAAGUGGUUUCAAUUUGCAAAUUUGCGACAUUUGCACACAUAUCAGUGAAGUUUCUAUGAUGGAUGCAUGUUCCAUAAUUUAUCUCAUUGCUCAAUCAUGCAGCCUGAUGCUCCAUGCUUUGCCUGUUAUCUUUUGUA